AGGCAGCGCGGAGAACAGCCCCGGUGGAGGACGCGGGGGCCUGAACGCUGGCGGCUUUGAAUGGCGGCGGCAGCGGGACUCACGCUGCGGGGACUAUGAGGGCAGGCGGUGGCGGUGGCGGGGAGCAGCAGGCGCUGCUCCGGCAGGUUUUGGGUUGGAGAGUGGCUGCUAGUAUUGCCUGGUCAGUACUACUGCUACCUCUGUGUACGGCAGUCUUCAUAAGUAUUAGCAGCAUUGACUUGUUUCAUCCUAUACAAUGGAUUUCAAAUUCAUUCAACGAUUGGUAUACUUCCUAUGUCAUCUUUUGUAUCCUUCUUAUGUCAGUGGUGAUACUGAUAAUAAGCAUCUUCAAUGUUGAAUUUUAUGCAGUUGUGCCUUCUAUUCCCUGCUCUCGAUUAGCACUGUUAGGAAAGAUUAUUCACCCACGGCAAGUUAUCCAUUCAGUUGUUCAUGCUAUAAUGGGAAUGCUGGUGGCAUGGUGUGCUGCAGUUAUGACUAAGGGGAAGUUCCAGUUCCUUGCUCUACCCUGCACAGUUUCAGAAAGCUUAGAUGGUGCUGUUCAACACAUGUGCCUAAAUGAGUAUCACCUCUUCCUCCUGCUGUCUGGAGCUUUCAUGGGCUACAAUUAUAGUCUCUUGUACCUUGUUAACAAUAUGAACUAUUUGCCAUUUCCAAUCAUACAGCAAUACAAGUACUUACGUUUCAGAAGAUCUUUGCCUCUGCUGGUUAAACGUAGUUGUGUGGAAUCACUGUACUUGGUUAGAAACGUCUGUGUUGCAUAUUAUUUUUUUGGUUACAUUCCAAGAGCAUGGAUAAGUACCACAAUGGACCUUAAUACAGAUAGUAAACUUCAUCCUCUUGACACACUUACUGGUCUUCUGGAUCUAUCCUUGCUCUACCAUACCUGGUUAUGUGGUAUAUUUCUUCUGAUUACUUGGCACAUUGCAUGGUUACUCUUCAAAAUCUAUGCUACAGAGGCACAUCAUUUUCCUGUUCAACCAACUUUCGCUGAAGAAACAGACCAAUGCCUGCCUAAAAUCUUAAACAGCAACCCUCCCCUUAUUAUAAAGUUCUUGGCCUUACAGGACUUGAUGUUACUUUCCCAGUAUUCUCCUGUGCGACGACAAGAGGUCUUCAGCCUUAGUCAGCCAGGUGGGCAUCCUCACAAUUGGACAGCAAUAUCAAAGGAGUGCUUGAAUCUUUUGAGUGACUUGACACAGAAGCUGAUUAUGCAGCAGGAAGCUGCAGCUACAAAUGGGAGAGUGAAACAGCCAUCUACAGGAGAAUUAGGAAGAUCUUUGAGCUCUUCAGCAACUGUUACGGAAGAAAUGGCCUUCCAGACACAGAGGUCUAAUGUCGUUUCUAGAGCCCAUAUGCCUUCCCUGGUUAAAUCAUCCCUCUUGCCUUUAAAGGCAUUGUCUACAUCUGAUCUUGGAAGCUCUUUUGGUUCACCUUUCAGUUCUCCUGCUCUAAAUCGCAAGUCUGGGAUUCUGGAUUUAAACUCUCCUUGGCAUGGAUCAGUCCAAAGUCCUCAUGUUAUGAGAAGAGGACCAAAGCUGUGGACAUCAAGUUCAGAUCUGCAAAUGAAUGGCUCUCAUCAAGCGUCCUUCCCUGUGAUCUCUGUUGCAAGAGUUGGUAAUGAAGCAAUACAGCCAAGCUUUAUUUAUACGUGGCUCCAGAACAAGCAAGAGCAGGUUAGGAGUUUCUUGUCAAAACGAGUGCUGAUAAUGUAUUUCUUCAGCAAGCAUCCAGAGGCCUCGAUCCAGGCUGUCUUUUCUGAUGCCCAAAUGCACAUUUGGGCAUUAGAAGGUCUAUCCCGUUUGGUUGCGGCCUCAUUUACUGAAGACCGAUUUGGAGUUGUCCAAACUACGCUGCCAGCUAUUCUGAAUACCUUACUGACUCUUCAGGAGGUUGUAGAUAAGCAUUUCAAGCUGCCUCAUGCUUCUAGCAAACCUCCCAGGAUUUCGGGAAGUCUGAUGGAUACCUCCUACAAAACGCUACGAUUUGCGCUUAGAGCAUCCCUGAAAACUGCGAUAUACCGGAUCACUACUACUUUUGGAGAACAUCUAAAUGCAGUUCACGUGUCUGCAGAGCAUAAGAAAAGACUUCAGCAGUUCUUGGAGUUCAAAGAAUAGUUAAGUAAAUUAAAUAGGUUACGUUGCUGAUACUGCUACAGAUGGACAGUACGUGUUUAGCAUUCUUGAACUGGAAGAAAGUGGGUCUUCCUAUCUUGUUUGGUGGCCUUUUCAAAAAGUGUGUAUUAAAUGUAAAUCAUGGAGUGCGACUCUUAGCAGAUUUACAAAAAACUUCUGUUUGGAUCACUUUACUUGAUCUUUUGUAUAAUAAAGCUCUUUUUUUAAGAAUUUCUUAGUUUAAAUAUUCUUGGCAAUUGAAGAAACCUCAGUUGUUGUUUUUUAUGAGAUUAGUAUCUGCUUUUGAGGAGAACAGGGUUAAUUUAUCACUUGUUUUACCAGGUAUGUUUUGCCUGGCAGUUGAUAUUAAAGAAUGGGGGGCAGAUUUGCAAAGGCGCUUAGGCACUUAAAGAUGCAGAUAGGCCCCUUGUAAAACUUACACUAGGCACCUAUGUGCAUCUUUAGGCACCUGAAUACCUUUGUAGAUCUGGUCCUUAGCAUUCUUUAGUGCAGGGAGUUUGUGCUUUAAGUGAUUCAAAAGUAUGUAUGUUAUGCUACAGGAUAAAAGGGGCAACAUUUCUGUCUGAUGGCAAAAUAUCUGCAAAACAAAAUGGUGAGCAGAAAGCCAUAUCUAAAGAACACAAGCAAGUACUGUUUACUUUGUAAACUAUAUAGUUUGAGAAACUAGCAACUUGGAUUUUAGUUUCAAGAGGGUUUGCAGAAUUGUUACUGAUGAGUGGUUUUUAAAUUAAAUUGAUCUACAUAAAGACAUGUAGAAAACAUUAAAGUUAGUAAAGCUUUCCUAGUAGCAAUUCUAAGGCUCAACUCAGUUUUGAAUUGACAACCUUUUUGUUAGAAUGGUAAGCAAGAAAUAUGAAGAUGUAUUUUGGUGAUAGCAUUUCAUCCUUACAUUUCAAUAUCUGCCUCACAUGGGAAACAAAUUUUGGUAACUUCAGAGCAUCAGUUAAAUGUAAGCAAGCCUGUCAUCACAUUUGAAGGGACCACACUACCUCUUAAAGAUAAAGUAACUGCACACAAGUGUAUUAAUGUAUUUAACAGUGCAGGCACCACACUAUAAAUAUAUGUAAUAGAUUCUGAGAUGCAGCUGCAAUAUUUUCAGCAAAAAAGCAAACUGAACACUUACAAAUGGAUUCAGGAUGGUGGUGGUCGAUAUAGAUUCAAGUCUUGUUUCCAUUGGUUUAACUCCAUUCCCUUCAGCGGACGUACCCGUCUUAUACCAGUGUAACCAAGAUUAGAAUAUGGCCCUAACACCAACUCAUAUUUGCAAAGGAAUUUGGAUAGGACAGGUCUUGCUCAUGUAACUGGCUUUUAAUAGCUCAGUUGGUGUGAGGAACAAGGGACUUGAUGACAGAUAGCAAGUACUACAUUCUGCCGUGACCCGUUAAGGUUUUAUGUUGAAAAAACAAACAAACUUGAGAAUGUAUGGUGCUCUAAUUAGUAAAGCUCUCAGGAAUUCAUCAUAUCGCUGUAGUACCUACAUGUCAGGGUUCUCAGCUUUGAUAUUGAGAUAUAUUAUCCACUUUAGAUCCAAAUAUAUCUUGCGUUUACUAUAAACUGAUGACCUCAAUUUAAGGACUUGAUGUUUAAAUCCCACAUAAUUUAAGGCUUUCACUGAAUUUAAGGUCUGCCUGGCAUUUGGGCAGGAUUUUCGUUCUUGCCUGUUUGACUUUUUUGUAAUUUGACAUACUCAUUUUUCAUUAUUACACAGUGCACCUGGGCCAAAAUAUGGUCUGGUAACUGAACGAGUUACAUCUCAGAACUGACUUGUUCAAAUGGUUUCGUUAAAAGUUUCAAACACUUAGAAAAGGUGCAGAUUUUUUCUUAGCAAUACAGUAGGAAGGUGCACAUGAGGAAGCACUCCUGUGUACUAUAAGUUGUAACUAACUGUAUUAUGGCUAAUACCAGGAGUCAUAAAAUGCAGAUUUCUGUCUGAAACUAAAUGUUUGAGGUUGAUCCCCCUUGUUUUGCAAUGGAGAUCUACACAUCUUCCCCCCCCCCCCCCCCAACUACUGCUGAGUAGAAUUCACUGAACCCUGUGUGCACUAGCUGGAGAGGUACUUUGCAAGGCGAGAACUGAUUACUGUGUGAUUUCUUUAAAAAGCUACAGUUCUCUGCUCAAAAGGAUGGCUAUUAAGUCACAGAAGAGUCCAUGUCUCUUUCUCCAUAGUUUUACCUCUGGUGGCAUUGCCCUUAAGCACAUUUUUGAUAGGGUUAUGAGCAUGAGAAACGGUUACAUACAGCAUUAGUUCUGUUUAUUUAGCUUUAUCUCUUUAAAUGGUAUAAAAUCCAUAUGCCUACUCUGUAACAAACUGAAGAAGUGACUACUAUACAGCCCAAAUGGACAUGGGGGAGAACAAUUUUGCUUUAAUGUGUUUUUACUGCCUGAUAAUUACUACUUUCCUCAAGGCCUAAUAGAUCAACCUUUUACAGCUUUUUUAUAUACAAUUGCUUCUAAAUAAAAAUACCCUUUAUUUUCAA
Messenger RNA from Trachemys scripta elegans, 4631 nucleotides. RefSeq names its product NDC1 transmembrane nucleoporin (gene NDC1). Gene Ontology annotation, biological process: nuclear pore organization. Gene Ontology annotation, molecular function: protein-macromolecule adaptor activity. Bases 96 to 2135 code for a protein of 679 amino acids. The record is from RefSeq and is a predicted model, not a curated record. Gene Ontology annotation, cellular component: nuclear pore transmembrane ring. The transcript has 18 exons. NCBI's taxonomy places the organism in Eukaryota, Metazoa, Chordata, Testudines, Emydidae.